UUUUGCAUUGCAAUUUUCUCCUAUCUUCCUAACAUUCUUUUUUCUUUUUCAUAUGGAGUCAAACCGUCUCUUUUUCCAUUGUUUUGAUGAUGUAGGACAUGAGGAACUCCUCAAACUUUCUCUUGCUACUCCAUCUUCAUCUCCCCUACCUUCCAUUAAUCACCGCAACCAUGAUUCUUCUAAAAGCAACCCUAACUCUAGAAAACGUUUGUUUUCCCAUUUCUUUGGUGGAGAAGAAGAUCAUCAACAAAUGCUUGAUCUUUCUCUUUCAAUAGGGCCGCCAGGGCAGUCCUCAUCACAUUUACCUUCUACUGAUGACAAACGUUCUUUUUCACACAGCCCUAACCCUAACCCUAACCCAGUCCGUCAAGUGAUGAGUACUGCCUCUGCAGUUUACCAUCCCCGUGUUAGAAAAAACCCUUUCCAGACACCCAAACGAGGGAAAAGUGAAACCAUAGCUGCACCAUAUCCAUGGGCUACAACUCAACGAGCCACGGUGUAUGAUCUUGAUCAUCUCCUAUCUCAUGGAAUUCGCAUGAUCAGUGGUGAUGUUGAAUGCAAAGGGUGCCAAGAAACGUACAAGAUUGAAUACAACUUGGAAGAAAAGUUUAGGGAGAUUAAAGAUUUUGUAUCAGCCAACAAGUUGACAAUGCAUGAUCGAGCACCCCCUUCUUGGAUGAAUCCGAGGCUUAAUAGUUGCGAGACUUGUGGGAACAGUUUGAAACCAAUAAUUUCCAAGAAAAGGGAUAUCAACUGGCUGUUUUUGCUGCUGGGACAGAUGCUGGGAUGCUGCAAACUUUCGGAGCUGAAAUACUUUUGCAAGCAUACAAAGAAUCAUAGGACGGGAGCUAAGGAUCGAGUUCUUUAUCUUACUUAUCUUGGAUUAUGCAAACAACUAGAUCCUGAUGGACCCUUUGAUGUUUGA
Durio zibethinus is the source of this 925-nucleotide messenger RNA. RefSeq lists its product as uncharacterized. The record is from RefSeq and is a predicted model, not a curated record. NCBI's taxonomy places the organism in Eukaryota, Viridiplantae, Streptophyta, Magnoliopsida, Malvales, Malvaceae.